Corythoichthys intestinalis (scribbled pipefish) is the source of this 5755-nucleotide messenger RNA. It is a transcript of the gene gphnb, whose product is annotated as gephyrin b. Bases 133 to 2541 code for a protein of 802 amino acids. Gene Ontology annotation, cellular component: postsynaptic specialization; cytoplasm; postsynaptic membrane. Gene Ontology annotation, biological process: Mo-molybdopterin cofactor biosynthetic process; molybdenum incorporation into molybdenum-molybdopterin complex; glycine receptor clustering. Gene Ontology annotation, molecular function: molybdopterin molybdotransferase activity. The transcript has 25 exons. NCBI's taxonomy places the organism in Eukaryota, Metazoa, Chordata, Actinopteri, Syngnathiformes, Syngnathidae. The record is from RefSeq and is a predicted model, not a curated record.
CAGCGGGAUAAGUGAUGAGAUGUGUGAACUAAAGCAAGUGAAGCACUCUAUUAGGCAGCCCCUUGCCUGCAGGCCACCAGACGACUCCACUAGCCAUAGUGGUAAGCAGUGGAGAGAAAAGUCACAGAGGCGAUGCUGGUGUCCAGGCAGCCUGAUCUAAUUUGGGUUCCAUGGAUUUCAGCUACUAUUUACAGUAGCUCUUCAGUGAGUGACAGCUGCUACCGAAACCUGGCAGAGGAUCGCAGCGGCGUCAACCUCAAAGAUCUCGUCCAUGAUCCGUCCCUGUUGGGUGGUAUGAUUGUGGCAUACAAGAUAGUGCCAGAUGAAAUAGAUGAAAUAAAGGAAACUUUGGUGGACUGGUGUGAUGAAAAGGAGCUUAACCUCAUUUUAACCACCGGAGGUACCGGCUUUGCUCCGAGAGACGUCACACCAGAGGCCACUAAGGAGGUGAUCGAGCGUGAGGCUCCGGGGAUGUCGCUGGCGAUGUUGAUGGGAUCUCUCAACGUCACACCACUAGGCAUGCUCUCCAGACCUGUAUGCGGAAUACGAGGGAAGACACUAAUCAUUAACCUACCAGGAAGCAAGAAAGGCUCCCAGGAAUGCUUCCAGUUCAUCCUACCGGCGCUGCCGCACGCCAUCGACCUUCUGCGUGACGCCGUGGUGAAGGUUAAGGAGGCGGCGGACGAGCUGGAGGACCUGCCAUCGCCGCCGCCGCCUCUCUCGCCGCCGCCCAACAGUUCGCCACGGCGUCAGACGGAGGACAAGGGCGUGCAGUGCGAGGAUGACGAUGAGGAGAAAAAGGACAGCGGCGUGGCAUCUACGGAGGACAGCUCCUCCUCUCAUAUCACUGCAGCAUCCAUUGCUGCCAAGAUCCCGGACUCUAUUAUCUCACGGGGUGUACAAGUGUUACCCAGGGACACGGCCUCUCUCAGCACCACGCCCUCGGAGUCGCCCCGCGCACAGGCCACCUCGCGCCUCUCGACCGCUUCCUGUCCCACACCUAAAGCGCGGCUCCCCUCUUGUUCAUCCACCCUAAGCAUUGCUGAGGCCUCACGGAGAGAAUUCAGGGCUCACCUGGAUGAGGUCAUCACGCUCAAGUCAAGGUACUCUACCUUGGACCAGCUCCAGUGUAGGUUGGAGGGGCUUAAAGAUGAUCGCAGGAGGACCUUCAGCUCUCGAGUGCAGUCACGAUGCAGCAGCAAAGAGAAUAUCCUAAGAUCAAGUCACAGUGCUGUGGACAUUACCAAGGUGGCCCGGAGACACCGCAUGUCCCCUUUCCCCCUCACCUCUAUGGACAAGGCCUUCAUCACUGUGCUAGAGAUGACCGCCGUCCUGAGUACUGAGAUCAUCAACUACAGAGAUGGGAUGGGUCGAGUCCUAGCUCAGGACGUUUAUGCCAAAGACAACCUGCCACCUUUCCCUGCCUCUGUCAAGGACGGCUAUGCUGUGAGAGCCGCCGACGGACCGGGUGACCGCUUCAUUAUUGGCGAGUCCCAAGCAGGCGAGCAGCCCACCCAUACCGUGAUGCCUGGCCAGGUGAUGAGGGUGACAACUGGCGCUCCCAUUCCCUGCGGGGCUGACGCUGUCGUUCAGGUGGAAGACACUGAGCUCCUCCGCGAGUCCGAAGAUUUUGUCUUUCAGGGCACCGAGGAACUGGAAGUACGAAUUCUAGUCCAGGCUCGACCAGGCCAGGACAUCAGGCCGAUCGGUCAUGACAUCAAGCGUGGCGAAUGUGUGCUUGCCAAGGGCACCCAUAUGGGUCCCUCUGAGAUCGGCCUUCUGGCCACUGUGGGAGUCACAGAGGUGGAGGUGCAGAAAUUCCCUGUAGUGGCGGUCAUGUCGACAGGAAAUGAGCUGCUGAACCCAGAGGAUGACCUCCAUCCUGGGAAGAUCAGGGACAGCAAUCGCUCCACCCUGCUGGCCACCAUCCAGGAGCACGGUUAUCCAACCAUCAAUCUGGGCAUUGUGGGAGACAACCCCGAUGACCUUCUCAAUGCUCUGAAUGAAGGCAUCAGCCGUGCUGAUGUCAUUAUCACCUCAGGCGGAGUAUCCAUGGGGGAGAAGGACUACCUAAAGCAGGUGUUGGAUAUCGAUCUUCAUGCUCAGAUCCAUUUUGGUCGGGUCUUCAUGAAACCAGGGCUCCCAACUACCUUUGCCACGCUGGAUAUCGACGGUGCUCGUAAACUUAUUUUUGCCCUCCCAGGUAGAAACCCCGUAUCUGCUGUCGUUACUUGUAAUCUUUUUGUCAUCCCUGCCUUGAGGAAGAUGCAGGGUAUUUUGGACCCAAGGCCCACUAUCAUCAAAGCAAGGUUAUCCUGUGAUGUAAAACUGGAUCCUCGCCCUGAAUACCACCGCUGCAUCCUGACAUGGCAUCACCAGGAGCCUCUGCCGUGGGCACAGAGCACAGGGAACCAGGUGAGCAGCAGACUGAUGAGCAUGCGCAGUGCCAACGGGCUCCUGAUGCUACCUCCCAAAACAGAGCAAUACGUGGAGCUGCACAAAGGCGAGGUGGUGGACGUCAUGGUCAUCGGCCGGCUAUGAUGUCAUGACCGUGGGGGCGGAGGGUCGCCGUCAUUUCUAGCGAGGGUCGUAACGGGCGGUUCACGGUGCAUGUCCACAUAUCAUUGACUAUUCUGUAAUAUGCAACGGCACAGCUAGUUUUUCUUGAUUUGAAGAACAUUGAGGUAUAGUCGACAUCUCGAUCACAGCCUAGAUAUACUGUAUAAGAAAACAUUGAUUUAAGAAGAUUAUAGUAUUUCAAAGAAAGAAAAAUAUAACUUUUAAUGGACAAAAAUCUAAUUAUAAAAAGAGAUUUAUUCUGUAAUAUAUUAUUAUGAUUAUUCUUCUUAUUAUUAUGAUUAUUCUUCUUAUCAUUAUUAUAUUAAGGCAACUUUGUUCCUUUCAUUGCAAUUGCUUUGUGUGUUCAAUGCUAGACCUUAUCUAUAGCAGUAGCAUUUUAAUAGACAGCUGUAGGUGCCUGCCAGGACAAAAAAAAGAUUAUUAUUAUUUUCUCAUGUUUUUUAUUUUCAUUUUUAAAUGAAGAAAAUUUUUGAGGAAGACUCCAGAUUUCCCAUGGUGCUGCAGUUAGGAGGAAAAGGGGGACACAUCGAGGUCCUUUUCUCUUUUGAGCACCCAUCAAGGUGACACUUUUUCUCUCAUUAGUAUGCAUCAUAUUGGCUUCACAAAAAGCUUUGCUUGUCGUUUAUCUUGUGAGUCUUGUUUAUGUGCGCGGUGCCAAAUGCCUGGACGGGGAAGGGAGAGAGGGGGUAGGGUGUUGGGCGCUGAAGCUUCCUUAAUUUCGCCAUGACCUGGUGGAAUAUUUGCUCCAAACCCGCCCACCGCCCAACCCUAACCCCCAUUCCUAGGGAAAAGCUUGGGGGGGAAAUAUAUUUUAUUUGAGCAACUAUUUAAGAAAAAAAGCAAGAGAAGAAGCAGCUUCUUUAAUUGCUGACGGCCUUUUUAACCGACUUCACACAAUUGUACAGAUUGAAGAAAAAAAUAGAACCAUAUUGUACAGAUAUGUGACCAGCACUCCUAAGGAAGUUAUUAUUAAGCAAUGAGGAGACAUUGAACAACGCUGUACUAUAAACGUUUUCUGUAAUGAUGCUGAAACUGAUGAAAGAGACUACGAUAAUAAAAAUCCUUGAUCAUUAUGUAAAAAAAAGAACAAAAACAAAGGUUAUUGUUGGGUUUCCUUUUUUAAUAAAUUAUAUCUAAACAACUACAAAAGAACUACAUUUCUUUCUCUGCAUAGGAAAAAGGGAACUUCGUGAUAAAGGAUCGGGUGUUACAAAAUUUUAAAUCUGAGACAGUUUUUGAUUGCUUUCUAUUUGUGUGGCACCAAUACGUACAUCGGAAGUGAUAUCAAAACACAUAAUUGUCAGUAUCUGUGUACCCAAAUCUUGACCGAUGUUUACAUCUCUGGCAGUUAUUGCCGUGUUGUGGUGUGGAACCCAUUCAAACUACAUGACCAUAAUUAUAGGUCAUGCCUCAUGUUUGUUUGUGUCAGGGGAAAUCCCCAGUUUAGCAGCCAAAUCCUCACUCUGCUGUGUGUUUAUCCAGAAAAAGAAAAGUUGAAAAAGAUGCACCGGCGCUGGAAGUCACUCACAUCAGGGGUACUGAGGAUCUUAUUUUGUUUCUCCCAUCUAAAAACAGCCGUUUCGGUCCAAAUUUGUCAUGCACGGGCCUUUUCUCCAUACAAGGCGUGCACAUUGGCAGUACACACGCAUGCUGGAUAGUUUACGUACUCCUAGGCUACUACAAAGACAGCGUCCUAUUUCAUUUACAGUGUGUGUUGGAGUUUUUGUAUUGGGAAUAAAAGCGUCCGUGCAUUAUAAUGCAAAUCCCCACAGCUAGAUAGCACAAUGACACUCAAACACAUUUGAAAACUAAAAGGUCCAUUAAGCCUCAGUUUAACACCCACUUUUCACAACACUCAAAUAAAUUGCACACGAAUAUCCAACAGCGCUUUGCACGGCGGCAACUCAACAGCAAAAACAACAAAAAAUAUGGCUACAAUGCAAGCUAUUUGAAAUUCUCCACGGUCUAAAUCUGCAGCUAAUUUUUCCUCGCUGGGCACCAUUAUAAAAUAUCAUAAUCAUCUUCAUUUUCAACCUUGAAUUUUAGAAAAUUUUGCUGUUUUUGUAAAGAAAAAAAACACUAAUUCGUUUUUGCGCCAUGAUAACUCCUCCUCCAUCAACAGUUAUCAGCUAGCAAUAGCCAGAGGCGUAGCAAGGGUGCACGGGGGCCCCAGGCAACAAGCAACAUGGGGCCUUUCUGAGUCACGUGACACACAUACAUACUGGCGCAGUAUAAUGAACACAAAGGUGGGGGGCUGCGAGUGCGCGCUGCGUGCACGUGCGGUCAUCUUGGCCAUAAAAGUGGCGAAAACUAAACACUUUACACUGACUCAUAUGGGUGUACUUACAUUCGUUCAUGGACGCACACAUUUUAACAGCUGGCCGUCCUCUGCUCGAAAUGCGCACCUUACGCCUAUUCUCGCUCCCAGAAUACGCAGCGCAUGUGACGUAAGACAAUAACAGGACUGGUUGCUAUGGGAACGUCCGCAUACCCAAGGAACCUUGCUAAAAGGAGUAUUAAAAUUGCUAAUAAAAUCGUUUAGGAUUAUUUUAGAUGCAUUUUUCUUAUGGAGUAUUCGAUGAGGAAUACGAUAGAUCCAUUAGUAGGCUUUUUUGGAAAAUUCACCAUUUUAGUCACAUGAAUAAUGAGGUGGCCUGUGAAAAUCAACUUAAAACAACUCGGCAAAUUUUCCAGAGAGUACUUGGUGAGUGACUCUUUAAACAAUCAUGUGGUAUUAAUAGCUGAUUGGACUUUGUUAAACAUAUAUAAUUUACGUGACAUGGUUAGUACUGAUUGGGAUUGAUAACAUAAUCGUUAGAUAAUCUGCCAAAUGAUUCCAUGGUAUUGAAACACUCCCUACACUUGUCGCUGUGACAGUGCAGUAAAGCUGCAUGUGCUACAUCUGUUGGCCCUCUGGGGGCCCCGGCUGGCUGUACCUGGUAGCAACAUAUACAGUAUAUUUAAUCCCUAAAGUUAAAUACACUAUUGUUUCACUGUUUUAUUUGUUUAUUUAUUUUUACAAAAAAAAAAAAAAAAAAGAAUGUACCAACUUUUUUUCGCCACAACAACAGGGGGUGCUGCAGCACCCUCAGCACCCCACUUCCCGCACCACUGAAAAGAUGGAUCUCCAAGAGAGGAGCUAAAACAAAUGCAACAUGUUUCUUUUCAAGAAGCA